Messenger RNA from Hemibagrus wyckioides, 4544 nucleotides. RefSeq names its product polymerase (DNA directed), epsilon 2 (gene pole2). The coding region runs from base 527 to 2113 and encodes 528 amino acids. Lineage: Eukaryota; Metazoa; Chordata; Actinopteri; Siluriformes; Bagridae. The record is from RefSeq and is a predicted model, not a curated record. Gene Ontology annotation, cellular component: epsilon DNA polymerase complex. The transcript is spliced from 20 exons. Gene Ontology annotation, biological process: DNA-templated DNA replication; error-prone translesion synthesis. Gene Ontology annotation, molecular function: DNA binding.
UCUGAGUUACGAGCGAGCGAGCUUACGCCACCCGCCACUCGGUCGCCCAGCGAGUGGUCAGUUCACGUGGUUAUCUCUCCAGGUCGUGCGUUGGCGCUGUGUAACGACACUUCCUCAAUCAUUUUCCAAACAUUUUGAAAGGGAGGAAGAAACAAACCUCCCUGGACAGGUUUUAAUUGAAACGCCCUGCAAGUGAAAGCGAGGAAAGUGUGGCGAAAAAGGCAAAAGUCAGUGAAGAAGAAGAUUAAGUGAAAAAAAAUAUAUAAAAAAAUAAAAAGUAGCAAUUACGUUUAGCGAUAAAGUGUAGCAUAGUGUGCAAGUUAAAUUUAGCAAUUAAUUGUAGCAUUAAGUGUGUAGCGAGGAAGUUAAGUUAAGCGAUAGAGCACGAAAUGAAAAACUCCGCCAACCUCCUCCACCAGUCUCCUCCACCAGUCUCCUCCCACCUCCGCCAGCAUCUUCGUCUGAUCUUCAAGGAAGUUGGCCAACACAGAUGCGGAAGUUGAAAUUUAGCGCCAACCGAUGAAAAAUGGAUGCACGGAGACUAAAAACAAAAGUAACAGCCGCCUUCAAGAUGCGAGGCUUAAUGUUGCGACCUGAAGCAAGCAAAUAUCUGGUGGAGGUGUUGGAGGCUAUUAGUGAAGAAGUGGAACUGGAGGAUGUCAUUGAGCGGAUCCUGGAUGCAGUGGAAAAACAACCCUUGUCCUCUAGCAUGGUUGAGCUCUCCGUAGCUGAGACUGCUGUGCAGGAUUGCAGUCAGUCAUGUGAUGAAACUAUAGACAACGUUUUUAACAUCAUUGGAGCUUUUGAUGUGCCUAAAUUUAUAUACAGCACAGAAAGGAAGAAAUUUGUCCCUAUUAAUAUGACCAGCCAUUCAGUCCCUAGUGUGUGUGGCCAAGCUAGAGACAAGGCUGAGCUCUUUAGGGAACGCUAUAUCAUCCUACAUCAGCGGAUACAUAGACAUGAACUUUUUACUCCACCAGUGAUUGGUUUGGCUGCAGAUGAAGGGAGAAAUAAAUUCCAGUUAAAGACUGUGGAGGCUCUUUUAGGAAGCACUACAAAACUGGGUGAAGUUAUUGUUCUUGGCAUGAUCACACAGCUUAAAGAGGGGAAGUUUUUUCUUGAAGACUUGACGGGCUCUGUGCAGUUGAACCUUUCCAUGGCACAGUUCCACAGUGGGCUGUACACAGAGUCUUGCUUUGUCUUGGCUGAAGGGUGGUAUGAAGACUCAGUCUUCCAUGUCAGUGCCUUUGGGUUUCCACCAAUUGAGCCCUCCUCCACUACCAGGGCAUAUUUUGGUAAUAUGAAUUUCUUUGGGGGUCCAUCUACCAUUGCUGUGAAAGCCUCCACCAAGCUGAAGCAGCUUGAAGAGGAGAAUGUGGAUGCUAUGUUUGUUAUUAUUUCCGACUUGUGGCUAGACAGUGUGGAGGUCCUGGAGAAGAUCCAGACCAUGUUUUCAGGCUAUUCAACAAUGCCUCCCACCUGCUUUAUUUUCUGUGGGAACUUCUCCUCUGCCCCAUAUGGCAAAAGUCAGAUCAAGUCACUUAAAGAGUCUUUGAAAGCGCUGGCUGAUUUAAUUUGUGAGCAUCCCAGCAUCCACCACAGCAGUCGCUUUGUGUUUGUUCCUGGUCCUGAGGACCCUGGACCCAGCGCCAUCUUGCCCAGGCCUCCCUUGGCUGAACACAUCACUGAAGAAUUUAGACAGCGAGUCCCUUUUUCUGUCUUCACCACAAACCCAUGCAGGAUACAGUACUGCAGUCAGGAGAUAGUGGUCAUCCGAGAAGACCUGGUCAACAAGAUGUGUAGGAACUGCUUGAGACUCCCCAGCUCUAACCUCGACAUCCCAAACCAUUUUGUGAAGACUAUCUUAUCUCAGGGCCAUCUGACUCCACUUCCCCUGUAUGUCAGUCCAGUUUACUGGGCAUAUGAUUAUGCCUUACGUGUCUAUCCUGUUCCUGAUGUUGUUAUCAUUGCUGAUAAAUAUGACCCCUUCAGUAUCUCCAACUCAGACUGCCUCUGCAUCAACCCGGGUUCUUUUCUAAGAAGUGAAUUCUCUUUCAAGGUGUACUAUCCAUCAAACAGAACAGUGGAGGACAGCAAAUUGCAAGGACUUUGAUACUGAACCAUGUGCUGAUUUAUGUAAGGUUGUUUUAUAUAGAAUGUAAAAUAAAUGUAAUGUCUGAUAGUGUAUUUGCUUGUGACUAGAUUGGUAAAUAUUGCAUUGACUGGUUGGAUGGACAUGUUAGCAUUCAUUAUAGCACUAUAAACCACUAUAAUUAACAUAAUUGCAAAUUGUUUUUUGCCACAAAGCAUACAGUAAAAUUUACAUGCAAACCACUUGGAUGUGUUGUGAAUUUACCGAAGCAGACCAGGGGACUCGGAAGCAGGGUUCAGCAGGUUUUAUUUUUUUAUUGGAGAUCAGAACACACUGUGGUGGUACUGUAGUCAUUGAGUCCAGUAAAAAGGAACAUAUGUUACAGUUUUAAAGGCCUUUAGGGGGCAGGCCUUGAAGGUGUGACAAUACAAACGCCUUGAGGUAAUACUCUUAAACAAAACAUUGAAAUCCUCAGAGUCGACCCCCAACUGUGAGCUGGUUCACAGUUCCUGAUAACCAUUGGCUUUGCAUUUCACUUGGUGGUGAGAGCUAGGAUAUAUAAAUGGUUAUUCAAAGAGAAAUGUAUGUUACAGUACAUUCUUGAGUGACCUCAAAAUUUGUUUUCUUACAGAUGCAUACGUGUAUUAUCUGCUGUUAAGAGUGUGGGUGUCUCUAUUUCUAUUUUGCUGUAAUUGACCGUCUAAUAAUAAAAAUGAAAGGUCCUUAUUUUCAUGGCCAUAAAAUUAUUAUAAAAUAAUUGAAAGACUGGGCCAGGUUGCUUACAAAUAAGAGUAUGUUUUAUCAAUUCACAAAACCUUUUCCCCAGUAGUGUUCUGGAGUGUUAAGGUGGUCUCUGGCAAUCUUCAGGCAUUCCACAGCCAUGGAUACCAAUGCCUGUUUAAUGUCUUACAGAGAUUUUAACCAGUUCCUAUGAUUUCUUAAAGUCUUUAGCUUUUCUUAAAGACAGCUCUUUGAGAACUUCUGAGAGCUCUUUUCCUGCAAGGCAUUGUCCACAUUAGAAGAUGCUUCUUGUGAAUGCAAACUCAAAAUAUUUUAUUGCUUUAGUAGCUCUAACCCAUACCUCCAAUCUUGUUUCAUUAAUUGGAUGCCAGGUUUGCUCAUUUCCAACUCCUGAUUAGCUUUUGAUAAGGCCUAAGGUUUCCAACGUAUAUACUAUGAAUAUUUAAAUGAUAUAUUCAGUAUGUACCAGAAGAAUUUUACCAAUUUGUGGAUUAAUCUUUAAAACUAUUUUUUGUUCAUUACUAUUAUUAAAACUAUUUUUUGUUCCUUACUUUAUUUAUGUAUAUAUAUAUUCAUAUAAUGCUGGUUUGAUCUUCAUCCAAGUUUACAUACUUUUUCUUGCCACUGUAUUAGACAGCAAGUGAAAGUGCGAGUAAUGUAAGGAUCUAAGUGAUUCUGGUAUGUUCGUAGUUAAUUUUGCUAUAGUAUUAAAUAAAAAAUUUAGGUUAUUUUUGUUAGAUUCAAUUAGGGUUGAAAGAUAUGCUGAUCUAGCAGUACUAAAAGUUUUUGUAGCUCAGGAGGCAUUUCUUCCAUGCUAAUUGAAAUAUUCUGGGAGACUAUUGAUAAACCUUUCAGCAGUAGCAGACAAAUUAAGUAGAAUUAGAAGCUUUUAUUACUGCACAUACAUACAUUACAGCACAGUGGAAUUCUUAUCUUAAUAUAUUCCAGUUUUGAAGGUUGGGGUCAGGGUGCAGGGCCAGCUAUGAUUCAGCACCGCUGGGGCAGAGAUGGUUUGGGUCAGGGACCUAAUAGCAGCAGCUUGGUGGUGCUGACGUUUAAACCCCAACUUUUUGAUCAACAACCCAGCUCUUUAACCACUUGAGCCACCACUGCCCCUAAAUAUGUUUAACACAGUAACGUGACAAAGUACAUAUAUAUCAUGUCUAAGACAUAUUAUUAAAUAGAUGAAAUAAUGGUCUGGGAAGGCUUCAGACUGUGGUAAUUAGUACUGGCCCUGACUGACUCACCGAUUCAACUGACUCAGUUAAAUGAUCCGAUUCCGCAUAUUAACUCAUGUUUCAUGAGUCCGAGGUCUAAAUUAACCCGAUUCUUAUUUGUCCUGUAUAUAGUAUAUAUUGUCCUAUGUAUAUAGUUAUACAGUGAAACCUUGACUUACGAGUUUUUCGAGAUACGAGCCGUUGCUCGGUCGAUUUUUUUGCUUUAAGAUACGAGCCGAGAUCUGAGUUACGAGCGAGCGAGCUUACGCCACCCGCCACUCGGUCGCCCAGCGAGUGGUCAGUUCACGUGGUUAUCUCUCCAGGUCGUGCGUUGGCGCUGUGUAACGACACUUCCUCAAUCAUUUUCCAAACAUUUUGAAAGGGAGGAAGAAACAAACCUCCCUGGACAGGUUUUAAUUGAAACGCCCUGCAAGUGAAAGCGAGGAAAGUGUGGCGAAAAAGGCAAAAGUCAGUGAAGAAGAAGAUUAAGUGAA